Gossypium raimondii (Peruvian cotton) is the source of this 1868-nucleotide messenger RNA. RefSeq names its product ADP-ribosylation factor GTPase-activating protein AGD5. Gene Ontology annotation, molecular function: GTPase activator activity. The transcript has 11 exons. The coding region runs from base 231 to 1634 and encodes 467 amino acids. The record is from RefSeq and is a predicted model, not a curated record. NCBI's taxonomy places the organism in Eukaryota, Viridiplantae, Streptophyta, Magnoliopsida, Malvales, Malvaceae.
AUAAAAAUCAGAGAGAGAGAGAGACAGAAAAGAGAACAUAAGGAGAGGGAAAGAAGAGAGAAAGAGAGGCGACGAAAAGACCGAAUUGACCUCGGCUUUCUUUUGAAAUUACCCUUUCUUCUUCUUCUUCUUCCUCGUCGGCGUCGUCGCCGGCGUUGUUCUCGUCGUCUUCGGCAUCAACUCCGAUCUCUCUCUUUCGCUCGCCGUAGAUUCCUUUUCAUUUCUUAAACAUGAACGAGAAGGCCAGCGUUACCAAGGAGCUCAACGCCAGACACCGAAAGAUUAUUGAAAGUCUUCUUAAAUUGCCGGAGAAUAGGGAAUGCGCCGACUGCAAAGCCAAAGGUCCGAGAUGGGCAAGUGUGAAUUUAGGUAUCUUUAUAUGCAUGCAAUGUUCUGGGAUCCACAGAAGUCUUGGGGUACACAUAUCGAAGGUUCGAUCUGCUACACUAGACACAUGGCUUCCUGAGCAGGUUGCUUUUAUUCAAUCAAUGGGGAAUGAAAAGGCAAACAGUUACUGGGAAGCUGAGUUACCCCCUAAUUAUGAUAGAGUUGGAAUUGAGAACUUCAUCCGUGCAAAGUAUGAGGAAAAAAGAUGGGUUCCUAGAGAUGGAAAAUCCAAAUCACCACCUAGAAGGUUGGACGAAAGGGCUCCCUCACAUUGGCAGAGACCUAAUGAAACAAGUGGUCAUGGGCACAUUAGUAAUUCCGAGAAUUCAUUUGAGGAAAGGAGGAACAAACAAGCACUUGGUCAGAAAGAAAAUCUUCCUGCAACAAGAGUUAGUCUUCCUGUUCCUCCUAAGGGACCUGAUCAGGUUACACCCGUACAGAAGCCUGAACCAGUUGUUGCGCCAGCUGAGGCAACAAAGCCAGCUGUAGAGACUGCUCCCGUAGCCAUCGCUCCUAAAGUCGAUUAUGCUACAGACCUUUUCAACAUGCUGUCCUUGGAUGAUGGUCCAAGUGAGAAUGGUUCUGAGGCAACUUCUACUGAUGAUUGGGCAGGCUUCCAGUCUGCUGCUGGAGGGGCCUCCACAACUGACGAACCCAAUCCACCAAAACCUGCCGAAAGUAAUACCAAGUCUACUAGUGGAAUUGAGGAUUUAUUUAGUGAUUUACCUCCAUUAACAACCAACCAAGUCCCAGAGAAGCCUCAAAAAGAUGUUAAAAAUGAUAUUAUGAGCCUCUUUGAAAAGUCCAAUAUGGUGUCACCUUUCGCUAUGCAUCAACAACAACUAGCUAUGCUAGCACAGCAACAGUCCCUUCUCAUGGCUGCUGCAGCUAAAUCUGCUCCUGGAAAUGCUCAACAGCCUCCAUCUAACGGCACAAACAUACCCUCUCAAGCUUGGCCAAACAGUGGCUACCAAUUCCCUGGAAUGAUGAUGCCCGUUGCUGGGCAGGCUGAUCUGCAGAAACUUAUGCAGGCUAUGAAUAUGGGACAGACACAAAUGGCGAACUCAUCUGCAUAUCCAUCAUCCAGCUUUUAUGGAUUGGGACAAGUUGCCCCAUCAAAUGGUGUUGCAACGACCGGAGCAAGCAAGCCUCAAUCAGCUUCCCCAGCUCCGUCCUCAAAUCCUUCGCAAACAGGUAAGGAUUACGAUUUUUCAUCAUUGACGCAAGGGAUGUUCACAAAACACUGAUUCAGGUCUGGUUUCCGAUGACCAAUGGCUUUGUCAUAAUUACUAUACCCAAAAAGUUAUUUUCACAGGAAUUUAGAGCUUUGGAAGGGUUUUUACAGGGAAUUUGAUUGUAAACCAUGUGUAGAUGCAGUUUCAGUUAUUUUUUUUGUUUUUCUUUUCAUAUUUGAGUGAUGUAUGAGUAGAUUUAUAUGCCAAUACUUUAAUAAAAGAUAGUUUAGGUUGAAUUGGAUUAAA